AUGCGUGAGUUCGAACUUACAGGGGCUAGAUACCAGCCUUGUACUGUCCUACGCGAUCAUCACAUCCCUUACGUGAUUUGGUUUGAAGAUGCCCUCCUACGCUAUGGUAUCCCGACAGGAAUCUUUCAUCUCUAUCUUCUAGUCAAUAACCUGGACGAAGCCGCUGAGGUUUUGAUACAGCGGCUCGGCUGGACCUUGAGUUCGGCACCAGCAAGGAUUGGAAGCGCGACUGUCGACACGCCGCAGCGCCGACUGCUGCCUCCAACCAAUGACAAUGAGGACCCGCUAUAUUGGCUCCAUAUCACCUGUCACGUCGAGUACCUCUACCGCUACAAUAUAGAUGUCAAGGUCAAGUCGUUUGCGCAGAAAUUAAAGAGGAAGCAUCAACAGUACCAUUUUGAUAUGCUAUCAGGAAUGGACAGAGGAAAUCUGCGGUGGUAUCGUCACGAACGCAAAAUUCGAGAUGCUUUGCGGGAUGGCUCGUGGACACUGUGCGAUUGUUCUCUUGAUGCGGACGCGGAUCCUACGACGCAACUCGAGGGCGCCUAA
Messenger RNA from Eremomyces bilateralis CBS 781.70, 549 nucleotides. RefSeq lists its product as uncharacterized. The transcript is spliced from 2 exons. Lineage: Eukaryota; Fungi; Ascomycota; Dothideomycetes; Eremomycetales; Eremomycetaceae. The coding region runs from base 1 to 549 and encodes 182 amino acids. The record is from RefSeq and is a predicted model, not a curated record.